Molecule: messenger RNA, 786 nt
Organism: Schistocerca nitens (vagrant locust)
Lineage: Eukaryota; Metazoa; Arthropoda; Insecta; Orthoptera; Acrididae
Exons: 2
Coding region: 1-786 (261 amino acids)
Source: RefSeq, a predicted model, not a curated record
AUGGCAGAACCACCUCCACCACCACCAGCAGCAGAUGAAUCAGCAUCAUCAGUAAUCCCAGUAACGAGACCAAAUACUAACAGGAAACGGCUGCGCAGAAACGGCUGCGCCGAAACGGCUGCGCCGAAACGGCUGCGCCGAAACGGCUGCGCAGGAACGGCUGCGCAGGAACGGCUGCGCAGGAACGGCUGCGCAGGAACGGCUGCGCAGGAACGGCUGCGCAGGAACGGCUGCGCAGGAACGGCUGCGCAGAAACGGCUGCGCCGGAACGGCUGCGCCGGAACGGCUGCGCAGGAACGGCUGCGCAGGAACGGCUGCGCAGGAACGGCUGCGCAGGAACGGCUGCGCAGGAACGGCUGCGCAGGAACGGCUGCGCAGAAACGGCUGCGCAGUAACGGCUGCGCAGGAACGGCUGCGCAGGAACGGCUGCGCAGGAACGGCUGCGCAGGAACGGCUGCGCGGAAGCGGCUGCGCGGAAGCGGCUGCGCGGAAGCGGCUGCGCGGAAGCGGCUGCGCGGAAGCGGCUGCGCGGAAGCGGCUGCGCGGAAGCGGCUGCGCGGAAGCGGCUGCGCGGAAGCGGCUGCGCGGAAGCGGCUGCGCGGAAGCGGCUGCGCAGAAGCGGCUGCGCAGAAGCGGCUGCGCAGAAGCGGCUGCGCAGAAGCGGCUGCGCAGAAGCGGCUGCGCAGAAGCGGCAGCGCAGAAACGGCUGCGCAGAAACGGCUGCGCAGAAACGGCUGCGCAGAAACGGCUGCGCAGAAACGGCUGCGCAUAAACGGCUGCGCAUAA